Messenger RNA from Stegodyphus dumicola, 4338 nucleotides. Its product is annotated as sorbitol dehydrogenase-like. Gene Ontology annotation, biological process: D-sorbitol catabolic process. Lineage: Eukaryota; Metazoa; Arthropoda; Arachnida; Araneae; Eresidae. The record is from RefSeq and is a predicted model, not a curated record. Gene Ontology annotation, molecular function: zinc ion binding; L-iditol 2-dehydrogenase (NAD+) activity.
CAAUCGAUCUGCUUAUCAGCUGUAGGCGGUGAUUUCAUCUUCGUUUAAAAAGUAUAUAUUUUAUUAAUCGUACUACGCUCAUAUUUGUGGAAUAUUAUAAAGAAAUUUUCGAAAUGGCCUGCGAUAACUUGUCAGCAGUAUUAAACAAUGGUGAACUUAUUCUGGAAAACAGACCAACACCUGAACCUUCAUCUAAUGAGGUUUUAAUUGCAAUGAGCUCUGUUGGCAUUUGUGGCUCUGAUGUUCAUUACUGGAAACAUGGUCGAAUUGGUGAUUUUAUUGUUGAUGGUCCUUUGGUACUAGGUCAUGAAUCAAGUGGUGUCGUCAUAAAAGUUGGUGAUAAAGUUGAAAACUUAAAAGAAGGAGAUCGAGUGUGCAUAGAACCUGGUGUGCCAUGUAGAAUGUGUGAGUUUUGUAAAGGUGGGCGUUAUAAUCUUUGUGAAAGUGUGAAGUUCAAUGCUACUCCACCUGUUGAUGGCUCUCUUUGUCGAUAUUAUUGUCAUCCAGCUGACUUUUGUUUCAAGUUACCUGAUAAUGUCACAUUAGAUGAAGGUGCUUUGAUGGAGCCACUCUCUGUUGCUGUUCAUGCUUGUCGAAGAGCUAAUGUUACUGCUGGAAAAUCAGUUUUAAUCUGUGGAGCUGGACCUAUUGGAUUGGUCAAUUUGUUGGUAUGCAAAGCAUUAGGUGUAACUAAAAUUUGCAUCACAGAUAUUUGUGAAAAUCGAUUAGACAUGGCAAAGAAACUUGGUGCUCCUCAUCAGAUUUGUGUAAAAGGUAAGGAUGUUUUGCAAGAGGUAAUGACAAAGCUGGGAGGUCCACCCGACAUUACAAUUGAAUGUAGUGGUGCAGAGUCUAGCAUUCGACUUGGUAUAAAGGUUACAAAACGUGGUGGUGUUUUAAUGCUGGUAGGUGUUUGUGCUCCUGAUACCAAAAUACCUAUUAUUGAUGCUUCUAUUCGGGAAGUUGACAUUAAAGGCAUUUUACGUUAUGCAAACUGUUAUCCCACUGCAUUGGAAUUGGUUGCUAGUGGGGUUGUGGAUGUUAAACCAUUGAUCACUCAUCACUUUAAGCUGGAGGAAGUGAAGAAGGCAUUUGAAACUUCUUAUUCUGGUGCUGAUGGUGCCAUCAAAGUAAUGAUCCAUUGCUCUAUGUAACCAAAUAGAAAGCUGGUUUUGGCUUUCUUAAAAAAUACAAAAAUUAUUAAAAUUUAUAAAUUUAUUUUUAUGUAACUUUAUUGACAAAGGAAUUCUUAUUGAUGUACAUCUUGUUGAAUCUUAUAUUUUUAUGUACUUUUAUUCUGAAAAAUAUGUUGAUUUAAAAUACAAGUUAGUAAAAUACAGUGGUUAUUAAGUAUUCAAAAUUAUUUUUAAUAUUCUGCUGAGAAAAAUAUAUUUUAUAUUUAUCUGUUGAUGUAAUAAAGUAUAGAUCAACUAUGAUUUUAUGCAAAUGUGCACUCACAUUUUAAUUAAAAGCAUAACUAAAAAUUAUGCAGUUUUUCUGUUUGAAGGAUUGAUUAUUUCAGGAGAUCUAGCAUUCAUAAUUUACUGAUUAUAGUAUAUCAGUUAGAUAUGCUACUAUUUUAAUUAUCUUAGAGUGAUACUAUGCUAAGUCAGUUCUGAUUAAAUUUCUUUUUUAUUAAUAAUUUGAUUUAUUUUUUAUUAUUCUUUAAGUUUGUAAUAUGAAUCAAGUUUUCUUUUACUAACUCAUUUUUCAGAUUCCACGUUAAUUUCUCACUACCUGUAGUGAAGGGUUUUAGAAAACUUUAAGCAAAGAUUAAUUAGCUUGUCUAAAAAAACUUGAGAUUUUAUUUUCAGUAUUUAAAAGAAAUCAGUUAUGAAAUGUUUUAAUCUUUGUCAAAACUGGUAAUACAGAAAUCUUAAUUUUUAAAUACACAAAUAAUAUAAAAAUUCAUAAAAUUGUAUUUUUCUCUUUGUUUAAUUAUGAUUUACAUUGAGAAAAUAUAUUGAAAACAAUGAUUAUUAGUAAUUAUCAUCAAUUAAUGAUUAAUUAUCAGAAAAGCUUGAAUGAAUCUUUUUCAUUUAUAUUAUACAAUGAUGUGUUAAUGGUUUCUUAUGGUGGAAUUAUGUUCCUUUUAAUAAUACUAACUGUUUAAAUUUGUUUUUUAAUGAUAUAAACAAAGUAAUGUACAAUGCUAUUUCACUGAAAAUAUGAAUCAAAAUUUUAUUCAUCAUUUGAAAGACACUGGAGUGCUGAAGUCACCGUCAAACAACAGUAAACAACAACCAAAUAUGGUUACAGUAGGUUACUAAGUGUUGAGACAAGGGAAAAGACAGAGGAAAUUCAAAGAGCAAUUAAAUAUCUCUCUUUCAAAAGGGAGAGCAAUUUUUCAUUUAUAUUAAAUUACUAUAUAACAAUAAAUACAAUAUUCAUUAGGACAAAUGAAGAGACAACAGCUGCCUUUGGAUACAAAAGGUGAGAAGCAGUGAUUGCAGAAGAACAUUUUUUCAAUUCUUUCAAAUUUGCACAUUUUUUCAAUUCUGGGUUUGAAUACAUAGCACACAUAAUAAAAUGCUUUAAAACUUUUAAUUUGAAAAGUAGUGAAGAAAAGGUUUUUUAAUAAAUACUGUCUUAACUGUUGCUCAGUUACUUUUAAAUGUUCUGUAUUUGCCAUGAAAACAUUAUUAUUCUCCUUAAAACUGCUUAUAAUUUAAUGCUGCUUGUUUAAUUAGCAAUCCUGAAGUAAAACUCGAUAGGAGAAAAAUCACUAUAGUUAAAAUAUUUCUUUUAUUAUUAAUUAUUCUUUUUAAAUUAAGCGUAAAUUGAUUAAUUAAGUUUCUCGCAUCUUUUUGUUCUUCCUUCUAUUUUUAUAUUAUGUAGUUACUCAUGCUUCUCUUAUCUUUUUUUUUUAUGAUAAAAUAAUCAUGUUUGUAUUAUUUAAUGCUGAAGACAUAUUAUUUAAUGCUGAACCCUUGUAUUUUUAACAAAACAGCUGAGAAGCAUAUUAAUAAAAAAUUAUUUAAUGAAUGAUUGGAAACUAUAACGAAUAUCUUUUUGUAACGUAAUAUUUUUAUUGAAACACACACACACACACACAUAUAUAAUAUGUUUAAUGUAUUCACAAUGCUUAACACAUUGUAGUUAUGACUCAAGCUCUAGUAUAUUAAUUGUAACUAAGGAUAACUGGCUUCUAGGAGAACAUAAAAAAAGAAAAAGAAGAGUUCAGAGAUAACUUACAGAACCGAAAAUUUAAUCAUAUAGUGAAGUUCAAAUAAUAAACAAUGGAAUAAGUUUAUUUUUUAUUACAUUUUUUUUAUAACAACCUUUCACAUGAAGAGCAGUUUCUCUCUGCAAGCUAGAUGAAAAUGUUCAUAUUUUCAGUAUUUUUUGCUUAAGUAUAAAUUUGAAAUAGCUUUGUCAGAUUCUUUUUUUUUAUGUUAUUAUUGCCUACACAAUUGUUUUAUAAGUAUGUAUUUGUAGUAAUGAUAAAAAGUAACAUUUACCCUGCCCAAAAAAAAUUCCUUUUUUUUUUGUUACUAUAAUGCAUCGUAAUUAAGAUUUAAAAUAAUACUACAUGAUUAAAUCAAAUUUUCUUUUGAGACUCAGAUCCUAAAGAUUGCAUCAAAACAUUUUUCAAGCAGUUUUUAAGUUCUCUGCAAUCACAUGUGGCACAAAGGUUUUAAGGGCCGAAAAUCACAAUAUAUGCAUUAAGGGAAAGUAUGAAGCUGAUCACCACACCAAUGUGAUUGUCCAUAUUAGGUCAAUGCAAUUGGGAAUCUUCACAGUUUACUCUGUAAUAGAGUAUAUUUUGCUUGUCAGGUUUAGAAGAGAUCACACCAAAACUGUAUUAGUGAUUCUGUACUAUUACAAUACAAUUUAGUGAAAUUUUUGGAUUGAAAUCAAGAAAAAAUAAAAUGGAUGAAUAAUGUAAAAAAUAUGAAACAGUGUUUAUAAAGAUAUAUAUUAAGAUAUUGUCCUUUGAUAUUCAUUAGCUUUAAUCUUAAUAUGCCUAAUCAUAUUUCUGUUUUAUGUAGUAGCUAAAGAGUUGUGUAGUCCAUAUAUGGUAAAGCUUUCAAAUAAUGUGAAAUAAUUAAUUAAAAAAACUGGAGAAUAUUGUAGUGUUUCAGAUUAAUAAAAAUGAAUAAAUGUCAUUGUUGUCUAGAAGCAUAAUUCUCUAAACACUGAAAAAGAGUUACAUGCAGAUUUGCUUAGUAAGUUUUCAAAUAUGCAUUGUAUGUAGAAUAUGCUUUCAAAAAGUGAUUCAAUAACAGCAUCAUAAUAGUACAGAAUAGGCCAGUAAACUUUUUUAAUAUUUAUGUAUUGAGGCAUAGACAUAAAAAUUUGUAUGUUUUUGAAUAAAUUUCUGCUUUUUAUUUUUCA